Messenger RNA from Cydia pomonella (codling moth), 5710 nucleotides. RefSeq lists its product as uncharacterized. Lineage: Eukaryota; Metazoa; Arthropoda; Insecta; Lepidoptera; Tortricidae. The transcript is spliced from 11 exons. The record is from RefSeq and is a predicted model, not a curated record. The coding region runs from base 673 to 5136 and encodes 1487 amino acids.
CAUACGGCCCGGUGGUAAGCAGUCUCCGUAGCCUAUGUACGCCUGCAACUCCGGAUGAGUAAUAUGUGCGUUGCCAACCCUAAUACUCCGCAUCCUCGUUGCGGGUGGACGCAAACGCCAUUUUAGCUCGCCAAUUUUGACCUCCGAUUAUGACCAAUAUUACCGAUAAAAUAGAGGUGCGGACGCAAGAAUACCAAUUUGUGACGCUGAUAUUCGCAUUUAAGGACAUUUUUUUUUAACUUAGAGCGCUCAAAUAUCACCAUAAAUCUAAAAUUGGACAUUGACGCCAAUUUCUUUUCUAAUUAUAAAACGGUCGAUUUGAUCAUCCCGUCUGGGUAUGCCUUUAUUCUUUCCAGCGUACCGUACAAGUAGAUUUAGCAGAUUUAGUUUCUCUUUCUUGCGUGUAACGGAACGUUAGAGGGAAUUGUUUUAAAUUAUCGCAAAAUUGUUUUAAAAGAACAAAUCCAGCGCUGUGAUUGGUUCGUUUAACGGUAACGUAAAGAAUUCUUGACAACGGAAAUAAUCUAGAUUUGACAUUUAAUAAUUCAAUUACAAAAAAUAACGGCCAUAUGGUGAAUUGAAUCUAAACGCUACAAAUAUAAUUGUUUUGUCUGAUUUGAAGUGAUUUCAUGUAUUAUUUUCAGAGUUAUGUGAAAGAGUAAAUAUUCUACAAUGCAAGCGAACGAUUUUAUUGCGAAAUUGAAGGCUGACGGGUCGGCCAGCGAUCUUCAUGACUUGGAUAACGUUUACCUUAAUUACAAGGAACUUUUAGAGAAGUUACCAUCUAAAGACAAGGGAGCGUUUUCUCUUAACGUUCUAUGUAUUCUCUGCAGAAAUAUUGACAAAGUCCCAACAUGGCGCGACAAGAUAGACACCAAAGUGUUGCUCAACCUCUCCAUAGACUGUGUGCGACAGACAAGGGGCCUGGAGAAGCCUGAGCGAGUGAAGGUUCUAGUUUGUGUGUAUCAUAUACACAAGUUCAUUGUGAGACAGCCAUCCCAGCCACCACCAGAACUAGUCCUCAAACUCUCCUACAUGCCAUUUGAGAACGAGCAGGACAACCUGCUCUCUGAGUACUGCAAGACAUACUGGAACCUCCUGACUGACCGGCUCAUGUUCAUCGAGAAGUUUAAAACAGGACGCCGUGCCAUCAUCAAACUAUUACCAAAACUUACAGAAGACAUACAGAAAGUCAUUCUCAUGUAUGAUAGCGUACAAUUCUGUAAUACUUUACUAGUGGUUCUAUUAAAGAAAUUACAUUUUAUUUACAACACGGAACAUGCUAAGGAGUUGAAUAAGAGUUUCGGAAUGAUAUUUGAAAGUUUAUCACUAAAAAGAGAUGUCAAAUCGUUUAAGAAAUUAACUGAAAAAGAAAUUCUGGAAUUAUAUGUAAAAUUCAGUGAUUGCUUCUAUGUUAUAGCUGAAAAUGCAGCGAAAUUGAAUUUUAAAGAUUCCGUUUUGACUGCAGCUGUUCGUAGCUGUAUACCUUUCAUUGGGCAUUCUCCGCAGUUAUUUCACUGCCUACAGACAUUUUACUUAAACUCUUUCUGCUGUAUAUUGACUGAUAAUGAAAAUCCCAGCAUCAAUGAGACUAUAUUAAAUAGUUUGAUAAUUUCAUGUGAAACUACAGAAAAAUUAGGAUAUCUAAAAGCAAUGAGGGCAACCUAUCCAUAUAUAAAUCAACUAUUAAGAGUGUUUAUUGAAUAUAACUUAUCAAAGUUAACAUUAACAGAAGAAGCUCAAGAAACUUGCCUCAAAUUGAUAAUUCUUCUACUUGAUAAGCUAAAAGAUACUGAACAGUUGUUGAAGUGCGAUAAUUGUAAGAUAAAAUCAGGUUUGCAUGAUGCUUUACGUUUAUCGUUUUUGGCUAAAAACUUUGUCUCCGCCUGCCUUAACUCAAAACUGGAUAUCAACAUGAUCCUACAGCCAUAUUUUAUGAUUAUAAAGAAACAACACGGUAUUUUAACCGAUCUAUGCCGUCUAGGUUGCUCAAACCAUGAAAAGUGCCUCCGGAAGUUACAAACGGACAUACAUAACACUGCGAUAAUUUUAAAUAAAGCGAAAUACUUAGACUCAGCGAUACAGCUUUUCGACUUAUAUCUGACGCAUGAAUUCCUACACUUUAAGACGACUCAGGACUUGAAAAAUAUAAGCAGAGCACUAUAUAAUAAAAGUAUAUGUCAAUUAGAUUGUAAAAUGUAUGAGAAAGCGCUUUUAGACGGAUUUUUGAGCUUAGUUUUCGCUCAGCCGGAAGGACUCAGCUCGGAGAAAAAUAUGAGUUUGGUCAUGGAUGUGAAGGCUAAAGCUCUCAAGGGCUGUGACGAUGAAGAGCUGCAGAUGAUGACAGUGCUGGACGCUUGUAAUGUGGCUGUGGAGAGGAAAUUGUAUGGGAAUUUGAAGCCGUUUUUCAGUCAUUUGGAGUUCAACACGCUUCUACAACACGAGUUCACCCUGUAUGGUCGGUUGUGGCCGUCACUGUCGCCUGUAGUCGGCGUGUGGCGUGCUCUACACUACCUCUCUACCGGCAAGCAGUAUCCUUGGAUGUGCGGUGAGUCAUCACAACCCCCCUCCCUGGACACCCUCUACUCCGUCAUCCUGCACACCCCGUGCGUCGUCCGCAACAUCCACAGCCCGCAGCUGUCCGCCAUCUUGUCGUCCAUACUCGACAAGAUGGCGCCCACGGCCGACGUCAAGAUGAAAGUGAUUGAAGCUACGCUGCUGUUUUUGAAGACGGAUAUGGAUUUGGCUGAUGCGGCUGUGAAGUAUGAGUGGAAGAUUAAAGAUCAAAGCAUAGACCCCGACUUGGUACCAUGCUGCAGAACCCUGGAACAGGAGCAUGAGGCUUUAAAACCUGCUCUGCGAGGAGUCAAGCUAUGGACUGAGGUCCUGUCGCGCCUGGACGACGUACCACAAGACUUCCUAUCGUCGCCUCUGCUCGUGUUACGCGUCAUGUUACAGCAACUGUUACACGUACGGAGCGUGUACGCGUUGCAGCUGGCGCAUGUCGCACUGCGAGUCGGUCAGCAUCUUCAAGACAGAGCGGCCUACCUGGAGGCGGCCGGCGUCAUACUGUCGCGAACAUACCGGCCGAGCGAGCAGCUGCGUCGCGUGCUGGCGCUGGCGGCCGAGUGGGCCGGCGGCAUGACGCGCGCGCGGAGCACCAGGGAGGCUGCGCUGCUCUUCCUGUGUGAUGCCGCUAUAAAGAAAAGCAAUACAACAGCCAAUAUUUUUCAUCCACAGAUAUUCUACCACAAUAUAAAAGAAGCACCCACUUCAGCGCACUUCAUCCGCGUGGUACAAUCCAGCCUCUUAAACGACAUGGACUCUAUGCCUAUAGCAAUAGGGCGUGUUUUGGAUGCGCAGGCGCUGUACGGAGACCUCAGCGCUUGCGUCAAUGCGCAGAGACAUUAUCUCACUGUUGGGAACAAUGAAACCACCUGGUGUCUCCGCCAGCGCCGCUCGCUCUUCCUAAAGCAGAGCAUCUUCUCAGCCAGCCUGCGAAUCGUGUUGCUGUCCCGCUCGCUCCACCUAUAUCGGAGAGGGAGAGUCACCGCCGCUUGUGCUCUAGGCUCCGCUUCCGCUCAAGCGAGGUUCGCGCUUGGUGUGACCGCGAUGGAUCCUAGUCGGUGUGACGUGGCUAGAGCAACGAUCGACCAACGCCUCAAACACAUCGUGGGCCUCCAGUCCAACGAGUGUGCGCUCAGCAAGCCGCCCCCGCACCCCCCCGCCCCCUCCACCACACAACUUGAAGCCGUGCGCGACGCACGCAUCCCCAAGAUGCAUCAGACGAGUCCAUCUAUACCUGUAGAUUACGUGCCCGCCUUCAGAACACCCCUGUUCUUCGACCACGAUCCAAAAUGUGAGUGCUAUGCUUGUGAGACUCCAUCGAUAUUCAUUUUGACCUCGCAGCUGUUGGGGGUGGAAGCGAGCGUGUAUUACAGGGGUAAAGAGUUCGACGUGGCCAAGAAUUACUUUGAUGGCGUGCUGGAAAACUUCUGUGACGUCGAAAGUAAAAUUAAAGCUGCCGUGAGAAAGCUUCGAGAGAAAUUUGAGAAAUAUAUAGUCGAUAUAAUUGAGAAGAGCUUCGAAAGGGAGCUUUUAAAUGUGGAAUUGGAAGUUUUGAUCCAGGCGGCGUAUUUUGAGCUGUCGCAGAAAAAUUAUGCUAAAUCGGAUGAUUAUAUAUAUGUAAGAAUCAAUGAGAUACUUCAGGCCGCUGAUGUCGAUCGAUAUACGAUGAAUGAAGUCGUGAAUUUGAUGAUCGCUUCCGAAAUUCUACAUAAAUCUGAUGAAAUAACAGAUAGAGUGGCAGAUAUUGAGAAUGAUAUGGAAAAUCUUAAAAUUACACCCACUAAAGAGAUACUGAAAACACCAGAAGCGAAGCCCAGUAAACCGCCCGUGUUUAAUAAAGUUGUUGUUGACAAAGAAGAAUUGCCAGAUUUGAAGUGUAAGAUACCAGUUCUUAACUUCGACGAGCCGGAAGAGCAAAUAGUGCCUAAGAAGAAAAUAAACUUUAAAAUACCUAUCCUGAUAGCUAAUAAACCUAUAAUAGAAAGUAUAACACCGAGGCCGUCCCGUUCGAAAGUAAAGAUCCUAGUGACUGAACCUUCUCAAGAAGAUAUAGAUGUAGCUAUGACCCCGCAGACGGAUAAGUCGAGAGCUGAAUUCUUCACCCCCUUCGAAGCCACCCCGGAUCAAUUUUUCACCCCCCAAACGUCAGUCAAAACUUAUGCGAAGAAAUCUUUAAGACAGAACAUUAUUAAGAAUUUGGAAAAGGAGUUUUCUUCGAAAGAAAUCCCAAAAGAUUCAAAUACGCUUCCAAAAACUGUGAGCGUAGAUAAUUCAACGAAAGAAAAUGAUACGAAAAUUUUGAGAAAACUUUCAAAAACCGUAGAAGAUUCAUCUAAAGAAAAUGCCAAGCCAAAUAUACCAAAACCAAAAAAAGAGGUAGCAAAGAUUCCUGAGCCGAAAAGAGGUAGAGUGGAAACCGGGUCUCUCCGGACUUUGAAAGACCGAAGGCUCAAGCGUGCCACGAGCCCCGGGAAAAUGCCCAAAGAUGAUGUUAAGGAUAACAGGGAUAACCCGAAGACUAGGCUUAGGAGACCAGCUGUGAAGGUCGAGAGAGAUUACAAGAAAUGACAGUUUGACUGCUGUAUAAUAAAUAUUACAAAAAAUUGUUUCAUGUGUUGUGUUGACGCAUAUAGAAGUCGCAUUUUAUGAGUCCGCUGCAAGCUCAGUUCUCAAGACAAACUCAAACACUCUCAUUUUGAAACGACUAGUUAGAGUGCUCUGAAACUUCAUACUUACUUUUUCUCCUAACUUACUUCUUAAUUACUUAUAAGGUAUAUUUAGUCCUGUAAUUAGUUUAUGUAGCUUCAGAUACCAUAGAUAAGAAAAUACAGCGAAUUUAAGUUUUUCAUACAAAUAAAUAAAUAUUAUAGGACAUUAUUACACAAAUUGACUAAGUCCCACAGUAAGCUCAAUAAGGCUUGUGUUGAGGGUACUUAGACAACGAUAUAUAUAAUAUAUAAAUAUUUAUAAAUACAUACAUAGAAAACACCCAUGACUCGGGAACAAAUAUCCAUGCUCACCACACGAAUACAUGCCCUUACCAGGAUUUGAACCCGGGACCAUCAGCUUCAUAGGCAGUGUCACUACCCACUAGGCCAAACCGGUCGUCAAAACUACAUACAAAACUUAUUUUUGCUCUAUU